CAUUUUAUGCUAUUUAAACCCAUAAAUUUGGGCGAACCUGACAGACAAAUUUCAGGGUAAAAACACAAACAAAGCUGUUGCGCUGUUCGUCCUGCUGCUAGCUUCUUGUCACCAACAGCACAGCGGGCGAAAGGAACGACUGUUACCGAUAUAAGUUUGUAAGCUGGUAAUGCGUUGAAGCACCGAUGGAGUCGACAGAACAUCCCACUGAGGCCGAUCCUCUCAGGAGAGAAGAUGGAGCAGAAACGGCGCCAUCGGCAUCGGAGCAGAGGGAGAACUCCAAAAACGUCGGCGUCCCCAAACGGACCCACUGGAGAACAGCGAUCUUUUUCCUGUCCUUGUUCAUUUGCCUCACCAUCGUGUUUGCCUUCUCCUUCAUACUCCCCUGUCCCGUAAGAGCACAGUACCUCAAAACCUGGAACAGGACUUUCUCUGAAGCAGCAACCUAUGACUUCCUAGCUGUUGAACAUGCAAGCAGUGAUAAGAUGUUGGAUAUUUUAUUUGUCCUAAAAAACACAGAAGGUGCAAACAACCUGUCAUGUGCCAGUGGAGGGCUAAGCUCACCGUGUCUGUUUUUUAUCGGGGUGGAUGGCACGGAUGGAGAGACCCUGUGGGAGAGGCCGCUGGAAGCUGAGUUCCACUGGGCCCAGUGUGGUCAGCAGAAAGAACCAGAGAAAAGCUGGCACUGCCUGGUGGCUCACGCAUACAACCUCACAGCCAUUGACAAAUACACCGGUAAAAUCAUUUGGCAGCAGCCUCAGCCAACAGGUCUGCAGAGCUCUUUGCCUUUUCUCACCGUCCCAGAUCUGGAUGGGGACGAGGUCAGUGAUGUCCUCCUGGUGGCCUCUGACAGCACGCAGACUCAGCUGGUUCUCCUCUCAGGAAAGACGGGCGUCCAGAUCGGUUUUACCGUAGUUCUUGAUUUUACCGACACGGCCAGCCACCUUCUCCACCGCACGAAGGGCGGUUCUUAUUACGUAGUUUUACAAAAAGACACCGGCGUGUAUGGACUGGCUCUCUGGCGGAUUGCAGCGAAGGCGAAGUUGAAGGUGGAGCUGAAGAAGGACGCACACCUGGAGAAAAAUGCCAGUGACUCGGCUCCCCUCAUUCCCAUCUUUGAGUUUAACGGAGUGAGCGUGCUCCAGACUAAAAAGAAAGGCGAUACAUCCGACAUGCUGGUUGUGACUUCAAGUGGGGUGGUGUUAAUCGAUGGGAACAAACUACAGCCAAGGUGGAGAUUCAACACAAGUGCAGUCGUCAGUGAGCUCUCUUUUGGUCAUUUUAAUAAAGAUGAGAUUCUUGACGUUGUGGUUGAAGACAACAUAGGCAACAAUACAAAAAGAGUUGUUAUCCUGGAUGGUAAGUCUGGUGGCGUUUUGUGGGAGGUUGACCUUUUGGCUGUCGCUAACUCUCCAAGACCCGGGUCGGUGUACACAGCCAAGUCUAUCUCAGUCUUUAUGUUUUGGGGUCUGAUGCCCUCAAACUCCAACAAUUCUGAAUCAUUCGUGGGAAACCGGCGCUCUUACAUGCUGCUUCCUCACUAUCCUAAAAUCCUUCUGGAGUGCUCUAAUGUCAUGGAGCACAUCAUAGCAUUCAAAGCCACUCUCUUGGAACUUGGACGCCAUGCUGCCUACAUCCUGCUGACGGGGCCUCAGGUGGAGGGAGCCAAUGGGACUGUCGUCCUCACUAAACGCAAGCUGAAGGAGGACGUCCCCUCAUCUAACGUACUCCGAAUCGGCUCCGUCGACGAAUCCAACGAGGUCAUCAAAGAGGCCUUCAAUAGACUCCGCUUCAGCAGUCAAUGAGCGAACGUGCGAAAUCGUCGGCUUUAAAACCGACCCGAGACUUUCCAACUGCUGACCGCUAAAGUUAGAGGAUUGUAGCAUGACUUUUUCUGACGAGGCUCUUUCAUAACCGGGAAUACUUGAUUUUAGAUUCAGCUGCUGUAGAUGCUUUCAGAAGCACAAGUAGCCGCUGUUCACUCCUCCUUGCUGAUUGCUGUUCUCCUGCUGAAAAACCUCUGAAAUGUGCCUUGCUGGAUUAUUUCUUGCACUUUACUUCAUAGAUGCUGGGUACUGAUGUCCAGAAGCUGGGCUGUGAUUUGGACUGAUGCGUGCUGCUUUAAGGGCAGCUACCUCUUGGUUUUCCAAAUAUCAGUCAGAUGGACAGACUGUAGGUACAACAGGUGCACUAAAAACAAAAGCAUUUAAAAGUUUGGACGUAAACACACGUCCUAACCUUCACUGGUGCUGAAGUGACUGCAUUUAUCUUGGGAUGGUAUCCAAAAAUCUGUUUUUUUCCCCAUACAAAAUGCUGUAACUCUUAAAGCCAUAUUUCAGAACAAUAUUUACAGAUUUUUAACUCAAAAAAAGAUUUUCUAAAAGCUC
Molecule: messenger RNA, 2387 nt
Organism: Oryzias melastigma (Indian medaka)
Lineage: Eukaryota; Metazoa; Chordata; Actinopteri; Beloniformes; Adrianichthyidae
Gene: fam234a
Product: family with sequence similarity 234 member A
Exons: 12
Coding region: 186-1805 (539 amino acids)
Source: RefSeq, a predicted model, not a curated record